AAUUCCUCCGAGAAAAUUUGGAAAUAUUAAUUAUCAAAUACUUAAUUGUGCCAAGUCUAACUACGAAGACGCACUCUAUAUCCUUUCUUACCUGAUCCCAUGGCCUUGCCUACUCUUCUUCUCUUCCGUACAAGAAGUCUAGUGCUUAAUACCUUAUGUAAUAUGCCUGUAAUAAUAUAAUAAGAAGCAAGAGCAUGGGAAAAUCAAUUUCUGGCUUUAUAAUUCUCUUUGUUCAUACAUUUCUAUUGAUUUCUGCCAUAAGAGCAUCUACAGAUACUCUUACUCCUGGUCAGUCCAUUCGAGAUGGAGAUCUUUUAGUCUCAGCAGAUGGAAGUUUUGAACUGGGAUUUUUUAGGCCAGGUAUUUCAAAAGGUCGAUACUUGGGGAUAUGGUACCAAAAAAUAUCUGCAGGGACUGUUGUUUGGGUAGCCAACAGAGAAACACCACUCAAUGAUAGCUCAGGAGCUUUGAUUGUCACUGACCAAGGCAUUCUUAUUCUUCUUAAUAGCUCUAAGGAUGCUAUUUGGUCUUCCAAUGCUUCCAGAACUGCCCAGAACCCAGUCAUGAAGCUCCUGGAUUCUGGCAAUCUUGUUGUAAAAGACAUAAAUGACAAAUCGGAGAACUUUUUGUGGCAGAGUUUUGAUUAUCCAGGUGACACCUUACUUCCAGGCAUGAAGUGGGGAAGAAAUAUGGUAACUGGUCUCGAUAGGUAUUUAUCAUCAUGGAAGAGUUCAAAUGACCCUGUUCAAGGAGAAUUCACAUUUCGUAUAGAUCCUCGAGGGAAUGCACAAAUGUUGCUUAUGAGAGGGCCUAAAAUACUUUAUCGAACAGGAACAUGGAAUGGCUACAGAUGGACAGGAACUCCUCAACUGGGACCUAAUAUGUUAUACACAUACGGAUUCAUUUCAACUGCAACAGAGAUGUAUUACAAGUUUGAUCUGAUAAACAGUUCAGUCGCAUCCAGAAUUGUGAUGAACAGUUCAGGUUUAGCACAGCGCUUCACAUGGAUCACUCGAACAAAUAGUUGGACUCCUUUCUCUGCAGUUCUUCUCGACCAGUGUGAUGAUUAUGCUUUGUGUGGUGCCUAUGGAAGUUGCAACGUCAAUAAACAACCUGUUUGUGCAUGCUUGGAAGGGUUCAUACCCAAAUCUCCAAAAGAUUGGAGUAUACAAGAGUGGUCUGACGGAUGUGUUAGAAGGACUAAACUAGAUUGCGAUAAAGGAGAUCGAUUUCUGCAGCAAGGGGGAGUGAAAUUGCCAGACAUGAUCAAAUCCUGGGUGGAUACUAGCAAAGGCCUCAAGGAAUGUGAGGAUUUAUGUUUGAAGAACUGCUCCUGUGUGGCUUAUGCAAAUUCAGAUAUUAGAGGAGGAGGGAGUGGCUGCUUGCUUUGGUUCGACGAGCUGAUUGACACAAGAGAACUCACUACAGGCGGGCAAGAUCUCUAUAUACGAAUAGCUGCUUCGGACCUGUAUAAUAUUGAAAAAAACAGAAGCUCCGACAAGAAGCAAGUGGGAAUAAUAGUUGGCACCAUAAUUACCAUCGUGGGAGUCCUCGUACUAGCAUUUACCCUGUAUGCAAGGAGAAAGAAACUUAGAAAGCAAGCAAACAUGAAAACCAGCCACCUGCAGAAUUACGAAGAUGAAGAUCAGAGGAAAGAAGACAUUGAGUUGCCAACAUUUGAUCUUAGCGCUAUAGCAAAUGCCACAGAUAACUUUUCAAGCCGGAAUAAGCUGGGAGAAGGUGGUUUUGGAUCUGUAUACAAGGGAACGUUGAUAGAAGGGCAAGAAGUAGCAGUGAAGAGGCUCUCAAAGAAUUCAGGACAAGGGCUUACAGAGUUCAAAAAUGAAGUUAUAUUGAUUGCUAAACUCCAGCAUCGCAAUCUUGUAAAGCUUCUUGGUUGCUGUAUUGAGGGAGAUGAACGAAUAUUAAUUUAUGAAUACAUGCCGAAUAAAAGCUUGGACUACUUCAUUUUCGAUAAAAAAACUAGAAAUUCAUCAGAUUGGCGCAUUUGGAUCAAUAUUGUUGGCGGAAUUGCUAGAGGGCUUCUUUAUCUUCAUCAAGACUCUAGGUUGAGGAUUAUCCAUAGGGAUCUCAAGGCCGGCAAUGUGCUACUAGAUAAUGGUAUGAACCCGAAAAUUUCAGAUUUUGGUUUGGCCAGAACAUUUGGGGGGGAUCAAACAGAGGCCAACACAAACAAAAUUGUGGGAACAUAUGGCUAUAUGUCUCCUGAAUACGCAGUUGAUGGGUUCUUCUCAGUUAAAUCAGAUGUCUUCAGCUUCGGUGUUUUAGUACUUGAGAUAGUCAGUGGGAAGAAAAACAGAGGUUUUAACCAUCCUGAUCAUCACCACAACCUCCUUGGACAUGCAUGGAGAUUAUGGAAUGAAGGGAGGCCUCUGGAGCUAAUCAAUGAACCAGAACAAGAUUCUUGUACUUUAUCUGAAAUUUUAAGAUGCAUUCAUGUGGGCCUUUUAUGUGUUCAGAAACGACCUGAAGACAGGCCAAACAUGUCAUCUGUGAUUGUAAUGUUGAGCAGUGGGAUUUCGUUGCCUCAACCAAAGCAACCAGGUUUUUUCACAGAAAGGAAUCUACCUGAAGGAGAGUCUUCAUCAAGCAACCAAAAAUCAUUUUCCACAAAUGAAAUCACUGUUUCAUUUCUGGGACCACGGUAGAAGAUCAUCGCUUGCUAGACUAAUGGAAAUGUUUCUUGUGCAAACAUCUUUUAUUGGACUGAGAAAUGUUAUAGCAUGAUAGUGUGUACCCUAGAGAUGUUUUUGUGCAGAAAUUCCUAGUUUGAUAUCAUUUCCAUUUUCUAUUUUCUUUUUCA
Messenger RNA from Populus nigra (black poplar), 2824 nucleotides. Its product is annotated as G-type lectin S-receptor-like serine/threonine-protein kinase SD1-1. Gene Ontology annotation, biological process: protein phosphorylation; recognition of pollen. The transcript has 7 exons. The coding region runs from base 195 to 2669 and encodes 824 amino acids. Gene Ontology annotation, molecular function: ATP binding; protein serine/threonine kinase activity. NCBI's taxonomy places the organism in Eukaryota, Viridiplantae, Streptophyta, Magnoliopsida, Malpighiales, Salicaceae. The record is from RefSeq and is a predicted model, not a curated record.